AAAUAUCUAGUGUGGAGAAAAACAUUUUUAUAUAAAAAAGGGGAGAGGGAUUAAAUCAAUACAGCACAGUAUAAGGAUAUUUCAUGUGGCAAUAUUGUAACUAUCAGGGCUGUCACAUGAUUGAAAAAAAUAAUCUAAUUAAUUACAUGCUCUGUGAUUAAUUAAUCUAAAUUAAUCACAUACAUCUAUUUUGCUGUGACAGUAUUUAAAAAAUUCAAUUCAAAUUAAUUUUGGCAGAUGUGUGGUAGUUAAGCUGGAUUUUUGGGCCCCUUGCUGCUAAAUCCUCUGUGUUAAGGUAAUAUUUGAGACUUGAAGUUCUCCGAUGUCAUGAAAAUUCCUUACUGCAGAAACUGCAGAGAACAGUGCUCCUAUCAAUAGUUUUAUCUAGCUGUUUUUUAAAUGUAAAUAUUCCAUUCACGGGGCCAAGCAGCGUCAUCUCGUCUGCCUCCAUCAUGUAACAAAGCCACUGUGGCCUUUAAUAAUGCACCGGGUCAAAAGGCACCACAGAAUGAGAUUAAUCAGCAUUCAUUUUUUUUAAAGAGUUUUUUUUUUCUGUGAUUAAUUAAUUGAAAUUUAAGUAUUAUUUUGACAGCCCUAGUAACUAUACAGCCGCUAUUAUAUCAAUCAUUAAUAUUGCAAAUACAGUAUUUUGCUGCGUUAGAAAUGAUUGGAGUGAGAUGAACAGACUGAAAACUUUAUCUUAUUAGAUAAAACAGAUGCUGUCGUCCUUUAAAGGACAUCAUUUGUGACUGACAAAAGGUAAUGAAUCCCAAUAUAUAUAAAAUACAUGUGUUAUCAAAAUACUUAGCAUAUCGCAAAGCAUUUAAAACUGAAAUACUAUUGUAACUUUGCUUAAGUAUAGUAACAAUAUCGUGUCAUGGAGCCUCUGGUGAUUCCCACCCCGAUAUAAAACACACAUCAUUCAAUUUUACGACUCUACAAAGCCCAGCUGUCAAGAAUUAAAUGUCACAGUCAAAUAUUAGAGUUGAAGAUUAGAUGAGAUGAUUUUCAAAGAGUUGCUAUUUACACUGCAGUAACACUGUGUUCUGUAAAAAAUCCAGAGAUGAAAGAAGUACUACUUAUUUAAAGGUCCAGUGUGUCAGAUUUAGGGGGAUAUAUGGGCAGAAAUGGAAUAUAAUUUAAUAAGUAUGUUUUCUUUAGAGUAUAAUCACCUGAAAAUAAAAAUCAGCGUGUUUUCAUUAACUUGGAAUAAGCUAUUUAUCACCAGGCAGAGGUCGCCAUGUUGGACCACCAUGUUUCUACAGUAGCCCAGAAUUGAUAAACCAAACACUGGCUCUUGAUUGGGCCAUUUGUGCUUUUGCAUUUUCAUUGACCACGGUAGUUAGUAAGCACCCCCACGAUGAGCGGCGUUGGAAAAAUACUUUUUUUUUUUCUUUUUUUUUUUUUACGUGAAACUGCUUUGCAGUGUUUUUGCCAGUUUUAACCCCCUGGUUCAUUUGUUUUAGAGAAGCAGACACCUCUACAUCUCUCCCCCUUCACGCUUAACUAUCCUAUCUGUAAAGGCAAAAAUGCCCAAAAAAAUCUUUGAAAAAAGAAUGAGCCGUUAUACAUACAGAGCAGGUCCUCUUUCACAGUGUCAACCAUUUUGUUUUUACAGUAAUUCAAGGAAGACAAACUAAACACUGGCUCCACAUAGGGCCAUUUGUGUUUUCACACAUUUGUGUCGGCUACUGUAGCUCUCCUACACACUUAAAACACAGGAGAAGUUUCAGUUCUGCAAUCUCACCACUAAACACCAUUAAAUCCUCCACACUGAAUCUUUAAAAGUAGCAGCAUCACAGUGUAGAACUCUGUUACAAGUAAGAGUCCUGCAUUAAAAGUUUUACUUAAGUACAAGUACUAAAUGUUGCCAUGAAAAGUAAGAAGUCUCACUGUGGAGAAUGACAAACUUCAGAAUAACAACUGAACAACGACUGAACAACAACAGUGAGCAUUCAGAAUGUUUGGGUUGUAUUGAUUCAAAAAAUUCUGCUCAGUCAGAUGCAAAAAAGCAGUCAUUCAAAUCUGUUUCAGCUGAGCAAAAAUGGCAGAGUUUCCUUCUGAAGGAUUUUUUACAGAAGGUGUAGCAAGAUAUGUUGUGACACUUGUUUUCAAGUCAGCAGUCUGCUGGAAUGAAACUGCAGGUGAGCACCAGGUACAGCCAAAGCGAAUGGUGAUCAAGAUGGAGGUAUCGAACCUGAGGUUGUCUACUCUGACUGACGGCCAGAUAAAAGCCUUGGCUGCCUGCUUACCUUCACUACAUUGUGGCCCCUUAACAGACGAGCUGUUUGACCAAACGUGGCACCAAGAAACAUUUUAUGUGUGGCAGUUAAGCUCAACUUCCCAUCUGGAUGAGAGGAGGAGUAGGACGCCUCAGCAGCCUCACAACAGUGAGUUUCUGCUGGUGACUCCACUGCACUCAGAGGACAUCGACAUACAGACCCUGGCUAACACCCAGAACCACUUUAACACUGUGGAGUCUGAGGGGAGGAUGUGUGUGAGAGUCACCACCUCUGUUCACUCACCUGAUGGACGAGAGUGUCUGAACAAAUGGAGGGUGUCUGACUAUGAUCUGGACGGUCGGAUGAUCCUGUCUGUGAUCUGCACCAUGAUCACGCCCAGUAUUAAAGGGAGGCAGCAGCAGGAGCAGGAGGAGCAGGAAGAGCAGGAUGACCACCUGAGCAAAGAAACAGAAGAGGCAGAACAUGAGUAUUUUAGUUAUUAAACCUGCAUUAAGUCAUUAGUUUUGUCCACCUGAGGGCAGCAGAAACAAA
Molecule: messenger RNA, 2774 nt
Organism: Epinephelus moara (kelp grouper)
Lineage: Eukaryota; Metazoa; Chordata; Actinopteri; Perciformes; Serranidae
Exons: 2
Coding region: 2045-2725 (226 amino acids)
Source: RefSeq, a predicted model, not a curated record